Seminavis robusta is the source of this 477-nucleotide messenger RNA. NCBI's taxonomy places the organism in Eukaryota, Bacillariophyta, Bacillariophyceae, Naviculales, Naviculaceae. The record is from the annotation of a GenBank genome assembly.
AUGACUAACCUUGCAAGAAUCGGAAGAAAGAUGACUUCUGAUAAUCCUCGAGAUUUAGAGAGCCAUUACCUUCCUAUCAUGCUGGUCUCUGCCAGUUCAACAACAGAGAAUUGGCAAGUCUUCUCUCACAAUUUUCAAUCUUCCUCAAACCCCAAACACAGCCUUCACAACCACAACGCCUCUCUUCAGAGCCUUUUAAAAGUAUCUUCCUUUAUCCACCUUUCUUUCACAAUGGCCGAUUCACAACGUCGAGGAUCCAGACCGGGGCUUGUCUCUCUUGCUCACAUGUCCAAGUCCGCUAGAACGCUCAGGACCAACACCUCAGACGAGCUAUCAUCGCCAUCAGGGUCCAAGACACCCACAAGGGGCAACUUUCGCCGGCAGUUACCCCAACGAUCCGUCAGCCAAAAGCUUGACAGAAGACAAGUAGUGGCUCCCACUGAUUCGGAAAUGGAAAGUGAUGAAAGCGAGCAGUGA